AUGAGUGUGCUGGGAUCAGGCUUUGGUCGUGGUGCGCCUGGUGGUUUUGGCGCUCCGGCCUGCUCAACGGCAGGAGGGUUCGGUAGUGGAUUCAACACCGCCACAACUGGAGGAUUUGGUGCAGGAGCCAACACCGCCACAACUGGAGGAUUUGGUGCAGGAGCCAAUACCGCCACAACUGGAGGAUUUGGUGCAGGAGCCAACACUGUCACAACUGGAGGAUUUGGUGCAGGAGCCAACACCGCCACAACUGGAGGAUUUGGUGCAGGAGCCAACACUGUCACAACUGGAGGAUUUGGUGCAGGAGCCAAUACCGCCACAACUGGAGGAUUUGGUGCAGGAGCCAACACCGCCACAACUGGAGGAUUUGGUGCAGGAGCCAACACCGCCACAACUGGAGGAUUUGGUGCAGGAGCCAAUACCGCCACAACUGGAGGAUUUGGUGCAGGAGCCAACACCGCCACAACUGGAGGAUUUGGUGCAGGAGCCAACACCGCCACAACUGGAGGAUUUGGUGCAGGAGCCAACACUGUCACAACUGGAGGAUUUGGUGCAGGAGCCAACACCGCCACAACUGGAGGAUUUGGUGCAGGAGCCAAUACCGCCACAACUGGAGGAUUUGGUGCAGGAGCCAACACUGUCACAACUGGAGGAUUUGGUGCAGGAGCCAACACCGCCACAACUGGAGGAUUUGGUGCAGGAGCCAACACUGUCACAACUGGAGGAUUUGGUGCAGGAGCCAAUACCGCCACAACUGGAGGAUUUGGUGCAGGAGCCAACACCGCCACAACUGGAGGAUUUGGUGCAGGAGCCAAUACCGCCACAACUGGAGGAUUUGGUGCAGGAGCCAACACCGCCACAACUGGAGGAUUUGGUGCAGGAGCCAACACUGUCACAACUGGAGGAUUUGGUGCAGGAGCCAAUACCGCCACAACUGGAGGAUUUGGUAGUGGGUUCAACACCGCCGGUGGUUUGGGAUCUGGGGGGUUCGGAGCUGGUCCGAACACUGCAGGUGGGUUUGGAACCGCAAGUGUUUCAUUUUUUGGUUCAACAGCGGCUGGUGCUGAGUCCCGCCCCAAUGCGGUAGGCGCCUCUCAACAACAGGUUAUCAAUUGCCAAAGUGCCGUGGGUCGCUACCUGUUGGAAAUUGAUCAUGCUUACAAUGCCAUGCAUCCUAAUUGCCGCUUUCGGUCCUUUCUUUACAAUGUCUGUGCACCUGGGCAAUCCAUCAUGGCGGUUGAGCGGGAACGGCUUAUUUAUGCGGCGGCUGGUGGCGAAUGUAAGGAAGAGGACCUCCUACGGGCUCAACAGCGUAACCCCGAUCCCGUCCACUUGUACCCAACGAGAGUGCACUUCAUGCAGGAGCUGAAGAACCGCGUAGAGAAGCAGAAAGAGAUACUGGAAGCGAUGUCAAGGCAUGUGGAUUCGCUUGCAACGAAAGCUGACCACUUCCGUGAACUUGAUGAAGCUAAUGCAGCGCAGUAUCGUGAACUGCAGCAGGAGCAAGCAAUGCUUCAGCGCCGUUGGUACUCGUUGUUAAUGAAGGUAGAGACUCUGCGACAGUUGGGUCUGCCACUUGCAGAAGAAAGUCGCAUGGGCGGCAUAGCUAGUACCCUUAGUGCCCAACUCUCGGCACCAGGUAUGUACAAGACGGCGUUGACAGAAUUGCAGCCGUUCCUGGACGCGGAGUCUUCAACUAUCACAUCUUUCCUUCGCAGGAAUUCGGUGGGUGGAUCAGAGGGCGCCAUUUGCACACCUUCAGAAGGUGUUGGUACCCUGCGGAAUAACCGUGUAGAUCAGGCCCUGUUGAGGGACUGGGCGCGAUUUGCAGAGCGCAUACAACAGUGUGUGGAGGGUCUAAGCGAAUUGUUGGAACGUGAUGCAGCAGAUAUGCGGGCCAUCUACCAACGCGUCGCUUCCUCCUGA
Trypanosoma brucei brucei TREU927 is the source of this 1926-nucleotide messenger RNA. RefSeq names its product nucleoporin (NUP54/57), putative. Gene Ontology annotation, biological process: NLS-bearing protein import into nucleus; nuclear pore organization; protein localization to nuclear inner membrane. The transcript has a single exon. Gene Ontology annotation, cellular component: nuclear pore; nuclear pore central transport channel. Gene Ontology annotation, molecular function: structural constituent of nuclear pore. The coding region runs from base 1 to 1926 and encodes 641 amino acids. The record is from RefSeq and is a predicted model, not a curated record. Lineage: Eukaryota; Euglenozoa; Kinetoplastea; Trypanosomatida; Trypanosomatidae.